Messenger RNA from Colletotrichum karsti, 1272 nucleotides. Its product is annotated as caspase domain-containing protein. The transcript is spliced from 6 exons. The record is from RefSeq and is a predicted model, not a curated record. Gene Ontology annotation, biological process: proteolysis. Gene Ontology annotation, molecular function: cysteine-type endopeptidase activity. Bases 1 to 1272 code for a protein of 423 amino acids. NCBI's taxonomy places the organism in Eukaryota, Fungi, Ascomycota, Sordariomycetes, Glomerellales, Glomerellaceae.
AUGUCUGGAUACCCAGGUCAUUACGGAGGAUAUCAGGGUGGUCCACCACCGCAGCAGCAAUAUGCUCAGCAGGGCGGCUACUACCCUCCACCGCAGCAGGGCUACAACGGAUAUCCUCCUCAGCAGGGAUACGGCUACCAACAACCCUCCCCUCAACCGUAUGGGUACAAUCAGCUUCCGCCUCAACAGCAGUAUGGCGGUUAUGCGCCCCAGCCCAACUACAACAACCGCCCUGGGAUGCCGACAGCGAACUCGAAUGCGUACGUGCACGGCAACCACAACGCUCCUCCGCCUCCUCCAUCCCAACCGCAAGGAUUCGGCCACGGCGCGCCCAACAACUACCACUUUCAGUACUCCAACUGUACUGGCCGAAGAAAGGCCCUGUUGAUUGGAAUCAACUACUUUGGCCAACGAGGCCAGUUGCGCGGAUGCAUCAACGACGUGAAGAACAUGUCAGCUUACCUCGUCGAACGUUUUGGGUACAAGCGAGAAGAUAUGGUCCUUUUGACGGACGACCAGCAAAACCCCAUGAGCCAGCCGACCAAACAGAACCUCCUCAGAGCUAUGCACUGGCUUGUGAAAGACGCAAGGCCAAACGACUCUCUCUUCUUCCACUACUCAGGACACGGAGGUCAAACCAAGGAUCUUGACGGCGAUGAAGACGACGGGUACGACGAGGUCAUUUACCCUGUUGACUUCCGCCAGACUGGUCACAUCACGGACGAUGAGAUGCACAGAAUUAUGGUGCAGCCGUUGCAAGCUGGUGUGAGACUGACUGCUAUUUUCGACUCAUGUCACUCGGGAACUGCCCUUGAUUUGCCCUAUAUCUACUCGACCCAGGGCAUCCUCAAGGAACCCAACCUGGCCAAGGAAGCUGGCCAAGGCCUUCUGGGCGCCAUUUCGUCAUACAGCCAAGGCGAUCUUGGCGGUGUUGCGAGCAACAUCAUGGGCUUUAUCAAGAAGGCCACUACCGGCGAGGACGCUCACAACCGCGCCAUGCAAACCAAGACUUCACCGGCCGACGUAAUUAUGUUUUCUGGAAGCAAAGAUGACCAGACCUCGGCCGACGCUACAAUUGCUGCUCAAGCAACAGGCGCCAUGUCUUGGGCUUUCAUCACGGCUCUGAAGAAGAAUCCUCAGCAAAGCUACGUGCAGUUGCUCAACAGUAUUCGAGACGAACUCGCGACGCGUUACACGCAGAAGCCGCAACUGUCGUGCAGUCACCCCUUGAGUACGUACAACUUGCGCUGGACGCCUACAUCGACAACUUGA